AUGACACGCUUUACAACAGCCGCCAUGGAGAUCCCCGACCUCAAUCCCGAGGUACAGUUGUAUGCCAUCAAGAGCGGUCUCCGACCAGGGAAGUUCCAGGAGGCCAUAGCCGUCGCAAAACCAAAGACAUUGGAGGAAUUUCGAGACAAAGCAAUCGGGCAUAUCGAAAUCGAAGAGCUGCAUGAAACUCGGAGGAACGAGAAACAACCACUCCGAAAGGAAGAGGACAAACCUCAGACAAGGGACUCUAAGAGACCUUUCAGGUUAACUACGAAGUUUGACUCAUACACAAGAUUCAAUACAAAAAGAGAAGACAUUCUAAAAGAAAUACUACAUAACAAGCUAAUAAAGCCACCAAGCAGAGCCGGCUCAUACCAAGACCAGAGGUUUGUUGACAAAUCAGAGCAUUGUAUUUUUUACCAAAAGUUUGGGCAUACAACCGAUGAAUGCGUAAUUGCCAAGGACCUCCUGGAAAGACUGGCGAGACAAGGACACCUAGAUAAAUACAUAAGCGACAAAGCAAGACCAACUUCAGAAAAUCAAAGUGACCGACACCAAGAGCGAACUCCCAAUAUACCAGACAAGCUCAGAACACAACCUCCGCCGCCAAGGGGAGUUAUAAAUUAUAUUUCAGGGGGAUUUGCGAGUGGUGGUCAAACCAACUCGGCAUGCAAACGCAGAUUCCGAGAAAUGCUAACAAUGCAACAAACAAACGAGGCAACAACCCACAAACCACAAACACCGAACAUAUCUUUCAAACAAUCCGACUACCAAGUGAGGACGGAUAACCUAGACGAUCCGGUCGUAAUCUCUAUCCAAGCAGGAGAUAUCCUCGUGAAGAAAGUUCUACUCGACCCCGGCAGCAGUGCCGACAUACUUUUUUACUCCACUUUCAAGAAAAUGAAGCUCAGCGAACAAGCCAUGCUACCAUCCUCCGGAGAGCUAGUCGGAUUUUUGGGAGAACGUGUAUCUAUCCUCGGCAGCGUUUGGUUACAAAUAACCAUUGGAGACCAUCCCCUCAGCAAAACUAAGGAUGUGCAGUUCUCAGUUGUCAACUGCAACAACCCCUAUAAUAUCAUCUUAGGCAGGCCUUUUUUAAAUUCUUUUGGGGCUAUUGUUUCAACCAUUCAUCUUUGUGUUAAAUUUCAGGUACAAGGAGAUGAGAUAGCCACUAUACACUCCGACCACAUCAAAGCCCGACAAUGUUACAACGAGAGCCUGAAGAUAAGAUUGGAAAACAAUCAGAAAGCCAAUCCCAACAAGGGAAUAUAUGAUAUCACCAACGUCGUCGGCGUCACCGACCUCGAUCCCAGAGAGGAUCUUCAAGACAGGCCCGCACCAACAGACGACCUUGAAAAGGUACAAUUAGAUAACAACAACGACCAUUUUACUUAUAUAAGUUGUUCUCUUCUUUCAGGAACUAAAUAA
Messenger RNA from Arachis ipaensis, 1428 nucleotides. RefSeq lists its product as uncharacterized. The record is from RefSeq and is a predicted model, not a curated record. Lineage: Eukaryota; Viridiplantae; Streptophyta; Magnoliopsida; Fabales; Fabaceae.